AUGAACCCAAUAUGGUUACCCGAUUCCGCGUCAAAUCAUGAUUCGGAGGUUCGAAAGCGUUUGUUAGAUUCAUUUGACAAGGCGACUAAAAACUAUUAUAAGGGUGCUAGUGCGGCUAAAUCUCGAGAAGUUAUAUUACAAGUAUGGGUUCUGUUUAAUAAGCUGGAAGGUAUCGAGCGCGUCAAAGGGGGUACUCGGCAGGAUAGUUCGUUGAUGCAGCGUGUCAACAUCCAGCUAUAUGAGGUGGGCAUGGGUCUAGAUAGGGCUGUAGAACAUACAACACGGUCUAUAAUGUCGUCUCGUCGCGAGACAGUUAGAGUCAGGGCAGCCGCCAAUGCUUCCGGUCCCAUCAAACUUGAUUUUAUAUCAGAAACAUAUGAACUAUUGGUGAAAAGCAAGGCAGUAGAUUAG
Molecule: messenger RNA, 411 nt
Organism: Sphaeroforma arctica JP610
Lineage: Eukaryota; Ichthyosporea; Ichthyophonida
Exons: 1
Coding region: 1-411 (136 amino acids)
Source: RefSeq, a predicted model, not a curated record